Messenger RNA from Owenia fusiformis, 3182 nucleotides. Lineage: Eukaryota; Metazoa; Annelida; Polychaeta; Sabellida; Oweniidae. The record is from the annotation of a GenBank genome assembly.
CAGCUACAGAACAACGAUAUAUGAGAAUACCUGUCAAAGACUACUGAUCUAUUUCAACGCUACAUGAAACCAUAGAAGUUGACUUAUCGAACGUGGAGAUUUCCGUCGAAUAGCUAGUUACUUUCUCACAUAAACUCAGACUUUAGCUUUAUUUAUUGCUUCAUAUUAGGCAAGAUUAUAAAUACUUAGCUAAUUACUGGAUCUUAAAGCUCAGCAGAAUGAAAAAUGUUUUUUGUUCACAUUAAUGAAACGAAUACUACAAUACCAGUUGAUAUGGAGCGGACAAACUCAACUUUCAAUCCUUUAGUUUCUACUAACGAAACAACAACAAACAAGACAGAACAUGUAUAUGUCCCAGCGCAACUUGGAGUCGAUCAAAUUAUAUUGGCUGUUUUUUUAUCAUUGGUGACGCUUGUCACAAUAAUUGGAAACAUUUGCGUGCUAAUUGCAGUGGCAAUUGACAAGAAACUUCGGACACCGUUUAACUGUUUUAUCGUAAACCUUGCUAUAACCGAUGUCACAAUCGCCGUGACAGCAAUGAGCUUCUACAUCAUUGACACAGUCCUGGGUUGGUGGCCCUUUGGAGAGGUGGUAUGUGGCCUGUGGAUAUUAUUCGAUUUCGCCAUGACGUUUGCCUCUGUGUUUACUCUAGUUGCUAUAUCCGUGGAUCGCUAUUGGUCGGUAUCAUGGACGCUUCAUUACAAAAGAAACCACACAAGGAAGAAAGUUGUAACCGUUCUCAGUCUUAUAUGGGUAUCGGUCGUCGUUGUAUGGGUUCCGCCCUUUAUUUCCGACCGUAUACACUUCAGCCAGCCUAACAUCUGUAUUUGGGAGCCCUCCCAGCAUAAGGAAUAUGUCAUAUUUGUUGACAUCGUUGGGCACUACUUUCCCUGUUUGUUGAUGCUUUUCUGCUACUGCAAGGUGUUUGUUUUCAUGCGAAAGCACAGAAAGAUUGCGGGGAAGACUUUUGCAAAUGCUGCGACCAGUCAAAUAAUGUCUACUCAAGCCAGUGGCGAAGGCACCAGCAGAACUGUACACUCGACAUCAUCGAAGGACCUCAAAGUACCAAAUGUUGACCUGAAAGUCUCAGCUGAACGGGUCGACAAGCUCAUGCCACCAGUUGGGGAACUUGCUCGAGGCCCUAAUGACAUUGCUACUAACCCAAUUGACUCGGCUGGUGACAUAACCGCUAAUCCUGUUGGUCAAGCUAAUUACGUUGGUAACGUACCAAGAUCGGGAACUUCAGUUGGGCUCAGUAGAAAAGAAGAGAGACGAAUAUUUGUAACAUUGACUUAUAUUAUAUUUUCUUAUUUGGUUUGUUGGCUGCCAUUUUACAUAGUUUUUGAUAUCUCAUUUGCUAAACCAGAGUUAAUUCCCGGAUGGCUGUACACGUUCAUGUUUUGGAUGACCUAUUUCAACAGUACCCUCAAUCCAUUCUUGUACGCCUACAGCAGCAAGCAGUUCAAAUCUACCUUCAAGAAAAUUCUUGCGUGUAAAUUGAAGAAGAUUAAUUAAAUUGUUUUUCACGAAUCUAAUCUUAAUCGUUGUUUGAGUCUCACUCAAUCAGAAGUUGAAUAUCCUAUUAGUGUUUUUCUUGCCUGUAUCAUUAUUUAAUCUCUUGUUGUUGCCUUGGAUAUUACAUUUGGUUUAGCAAGAUAGCAAUGGCCACACGUUUACUUCUUAUUAUGAAUAUAUGGAUAUCUCAAUAGCAAAAAAACAAGAAUACGCCAAGGAAUCACAAUUAGACUAUCAAACAUGAAGGCAAACAUGAAGGCAAAUAAAAAUGACAUUCUCUCUUACCCAUCGUCAAACGAAGUCUUUUACAGUACAUGCACUUGUACAUCUGUGACUAAUAAUUCUAUUAAGGCUAAUAAUUCUCUUCCUGCAUGACCAAAAAAGAGAUAUUCUAGCAACCAUAACUUUUGACCAGAGAACAUUAACUCAUUAUUUAUUCUUUGACUUUGAAAAAUAGAAAGUGUUUUGCAUGAACGUAUUAAACGUCCUAAAUUUUAUUCUCUCCGCAAUUUUUUUUCCUAUCGUCUUCACAGAGUGGGCCGAAAAUCACCACUUUUUAUACAUUUUUAUUGUCCAUUUUGAUUCAUAUAUCACAAAUUCAAAAAUCACUAGAAUUUGCUUAUUUAGUUUUCUCCCAACAUAUUUCCUCAAAAUCAGGACUGAAUCAAAUCAAUCGCCAUCCUUUCCCAAGAACUGUAUAUCUUGCGUCAAUUGACGAUUUGAUUGCUGCUGUUUAGGGACAGGAUUGAAAUAUCAAAAUAAGAAAAUGUGAGGAUGGUUUUUGUAUACCCUGGUCAGUGCGUCGAAUAACUCAAAUGCGAGUGACUUAAAGGGGUCAACGAAGAAUCAGACAUACUACAGGAACAGGUAUCUGAGAGUAGGAUUCCUCAUAAUUGUCACAAUUUCCUAAUAUGUUUUUGCUCUUCAUGCUAUGUCUCUAUGACAUGCCUAUUUCUAAUUAAAAAAAGCUGUCCUGUCUUAGUUUCCGGCUUUAUUUUAAGGGCUAUGUGGCAAAUAUUGACUUAUAUUUUUACAUUUCUUGAUCUUAAAUCUUCAAUAAGUUUUAAUCUUCAUAAAAUGCAGUCUGGUUGAAUUAAAUCUAAUAAAUGAUUUUCUUCACUCAAAAAGUGAUAUUGGAGUCAUAUUUAAAAAAGUGUUUACGAAUCUUGUAUUUUACCCUUAUACUGUAUACCAACCAUUAUAUGGUGAUCAACAAUCGUUAUAAAAGUCAGAUGAGUGACGAAGAAUAUUAUUUCCAUGUAUUGUCAGAUCAUGGGCUUUCAACAAAAAGCCAAUGGUUAAAUUAAUGCCUUUGAAAAGCUCAUUGACCUUGAUAUUUCACAAAUCACUCGUCAUACUGUAUAUAAGAGUAUUUUUUGAUAUGUCACGGGCCUGCGCGUUUGAUCUAUAGUACUAUUACAAACCAAAGGUUUUAUUUCAAAUGACUCUUGUAAAGUGUAUUAGUAUAGGGAUUAUGUCUCUUUUUUUAUUUCACAAAUUGUGUCAAACAAUUUUAGUAACUAUAAAUACUAAUGUUCUUAGAUGUAAUGCUUGUAUUUGUAUGUCUAGUAUUGUGUAUGUUAUGUUUAUAAUAUAAUUUCUCGGAUUUCCUCAUUGUGCCACUGUUGUGUUUAGCAAAGAAAUAAAAAAGAUAAAAAUGUAUGUGA